AAAACASCAUUCAAUUGCUGCUCUUACACGAGAAUCGCAAAUGAUGUGGUGCUUAAUGCUUGUUGCCCUUCUCGGGCCCGCCCUUAUAAACGCAUGUGGCAAAAGUCCUGUUUACGGCUCACGUGUUGUUAAUGGCGUCAAUGCCAGCCCUCACGCCUGGCCCUGGCAGAUCUCUCUACGGGUUAAUGGCCGUCACAUCUGUGGUGGUUCUUUAAUCAAAAACAACUGGGUUGUUACUGCAGCUCACUGUGUGGACAGGAACCCCAGUCCUAGUGGAUACACUGUCGUUGUAGGAGCGCACAGCAGACUUGGUACAACAGCCGUUCAACGWACAUUUCGCCUGACAAAGGUCAUYAAGCAUGAAGGGUUCAGUAUGAGACAUCUGAGAAACGACAUCGCUCUUCUWCAGCUUAGUGGAUCUGUUACCGCAAGCUCUAAGGUAAACGUUGUUUGUCUCCCACAAAAAGGAUCGARCGCACAAAUUGGCAAGAAUUGCUACAUCACAGGAUGGGGACGCACAGUUGGUGGUGGAAGUGCAGCCAGUAUUCUUCAACAAGCACUUCUUCCUGUUGCCUCUCACAGCGCCUGCAGCCGAGUCAAUGGUCGACUCRUUCCAGUUGACCAACGUUCCAUGAUCUGCGCUGGAGGAAGAGGCAAGGGUGGUUGUCAAGGRGACAGUGGAGGACCGUUCGUGUGUAAYGAAGGUGGUCGCUGGGUGUURCGUGGUGCUGUCAGCUGGGGACAUAGCAUGUGCCGUACUGACCACUACACAGUGUUUGCACGUGUUAGCAACUUCAUUGAUUGGAUUAACAGUAAGAUGUCUGGCGGUGGUGGCGGUGGCGGUGGCGGUGGCGGUGGUGGAGGAGUUUGCAAAGACAACCAUCAAUACUGCCCAUACUGGACGAGAUACUGCUCUUAUCAUACAUGGGUCAAAGCUAAUUGUAAGAGGACUUGCAGACUAUGCUAAUGGCCCAUUGUUUCAAAGAGCUCGCCAGAAAUGGAAAAAAUUACACCUUGGAAAGAACUAGUUAYAUGAUGUUUCAAAUGAUUUAUGUUUUCAAAUGAUUAAAACUUAACUGUUGGUGUUAAAAUUAAAAGAGACACGACAAUUCA
Molecule: messenger RNA, 1113 nt
Organism: Exaiptasia diaphana
Lineage: Eukaryota; Metazoa; Cnidaria; Anthozoa; Actiniaria; Aiptasiidae
Product: chymotrypsinogen A
Exons: 7
Coding region: 41-967 (308 amino acids)
Biological process (GO): proteolysis
Molecular function (GO): serine-type endopeptidase activity
Source: RefSeq, a predicted model, not a curated record